Molecule: messenger RNA, 1575 nt
Organism: Notothenia coriiceps (black rockcod)
Lineage: Eukaryota; Metazoa; Chordata; Actinopteri; Perciformes; Nototheniidae
Product: dynein heavy chain 3, axonemal-like
Exons: 11
Coding region: 1-1575 (524 amino acids)
Biological process (GO): microtubule-based movement
Cellular component (GO): dynein complex
Molecular function (GO): dynein intermediate chain binding; dynein light intermediate chain binding
Source: RefSeq, a predicted model, not a curated record
AUGCAGAUGAUGGAGGAUGACUCUAUCUACAAUAUGAGUCAGAGCAGAGGAUACCCUGUUCCCCCACCUCUGCCCAUGGCUUGCAAUGCGGAACCGGAUACAUCUCCCCAUGCCUCACUCUCGCCUCGGCCAAAGUCUCGAUCGAGGCACGUUCGUACUCCCCGCAGCCGGCCCAUGAGCCCUAAAGAGCAGCUGGACAUCAUGAACAGCCAAGAGGAGAAGAGGAAGGCCAUACAGGCAGACCCUAAUGAGAAAGACCUGAAAAGGUAUAUGUACUACAUCACCACUGGUGUCCCGAGCUCUGUGCUGGCCCCUAUGCCACGGCAGCAGAUGAUGAGUAUCCUGCGCCUGCUGCCUCCAGAGACUGAGGAUUGCAGUAAACACCUCCAGAUUAUGAGGGCAAACUUGGAAGAAGAGGUCAAAAGAGAUUAUUACUUCAGCCUCAAGGAGAGCAUAGUGGACUACAUUUUAAUGGACCCAUCUGAGCUGCAGAGACUGUCUAUAUCCAGCAUCCCUAAGCCCUUUCCGAGGAGAGUGAUCCGUCCCCCGGUGCCCUGGGCAGCUAGCUACAAGGAAACCCACAUGUGGCAAAGCCAACAUCUGUUUACUGUCAGUCAAAUUAUGGUCCUGCUGCAGGAUGUCUGGCUUAACAGAUUCUCAUCCUUGAGAUUUGUUCGACUGGAGGACCUUUUCUCCAAAAGCCUCCCCCUCCUGCCAUCUGAGUUUGAGGAGUUUGUCCAGAGACAGUGCCAAAACACGAGAGAGCAACUGCUCCAAACUUGGCUGCCUCACUGUGCGUCACUCUUUGAGACCUUCGAGUACCUGUGGCUGCCUCUCAUACCCAAGAGUGAGGAUCUGGCUCCAUUCAGCGUGCAGCAGUUCUUCAGCUGCGUCGCUGCUCUCAUGUCCCUGCAGCUCCGAAGCUUGGUCCAAGACUCACUACAGGACCUGUUGUAUUUCUUCUCCAUUCACGAGGAGGGCAAUGACUUUGGCGAGGUGUUUGAUGAGAUGACGUACGUUCAGCGUCAGGUGCUGCUGGUUAAGCUUCAAGUGGACGAGCCUCACAUUGACUUUAGUCCGAGCUUUCAGGAAUUAUGGGAGUUCAUCAACAGAGCCUUCAUGGAAAUCAUCAAGAGUGCUGAGGAGCUCCCGAGGGUGGAAUGUUUCCUCUUCCCCGAUAUCCAGAACUUGUACCUACGCACCAUCAGUCCCGAUGAGUCCCUGGUGACAAACUUUAUCGACAAAGCCAAGGACAUUUUGCAUAAGAACACUGUGGGGCCCACAAAGUAUUUGAAUGAAUAUAAGAAAUACAGCAAUCUACUGGACCAUUCAGCAAAGCAAGAGAUAUCAGCUUUCCUCGAAGAGAAACACUCCUUAGACGGAUUUAGAACGAAAAUUGACAGCGUUAACCACUUGUGGAAGGAGAUUGCCUCGCUGCGUGUUACGGUGCCUAUGUCCAUGUUCUGUCUCUACGCUGGCAAGCUGAAUGAUGACCUGUGUGACCGUGCUGAGAAACUGAAAGACCAGAUCGUCAUGUUCGAAGUGGAGGAGAACCGCGAGCUGAAUAAGGGGUGA